CUAUAAUAUUUUAGGAGUUCUAGUUAAGGAUAAAGAAAAGAAAAAAAAAAGUGCCCAAACCCUAACCCUCGAUUACAAUUUACAAUUCGCUCUUUCUCUCUCUAGAUUCAUCGAAACACUCAAAUUUUCGGAUUCUCAGCAUCAAAAUUAGAGGAACAGAUAUUCUUUAGGUGGUGAAAUAGAAUGACUACAGCAGCUCGACCUACAUGGGCACCUGCAAAGGGUGGCAAUGAGCAAGGUGGUACAAGGAUUUUUGGUCCAUCUCAAAAGUAUUCUUCCAGGGAUCUUGCUGCACAUACAAACCUAAAGCCGAGGAGAGACGGUCAGGACACCCAGGAUGAAGUUCAGAAGAGGAACCUUCGUGAUGAGCUAGAAGAUCGUGAGCGAAGGCACUUUUCAUCGAAAGACAAACCUUAUGGUGAGGAUAGAGACCGAAGAAAGGGAGGCCAUCUUCUCCUGGAAGGGUCAAAAAGGGAUGCUGAAGACCGUAUUGCUCCUAGAAAUGUAGAUGCUGAUGAUUCUGAUGUGGACGAUAAAAGCGAUGAUGAAAGUGAUGAUGACGAUGAUGAUGAUGAGGGUGACACUGAAGCGCUUUUAGCAGCGCUUGAACAAAUAAGGAAGGAAAGGACUGAGGACAAGUUGAGAAUGGAUCGACAACAGCAAGAGGAAGAAUUGAAAACCAAAGAAGCAGAACUUAUGAGGGGAAAUCCUUUACUUAAUAAUGUUACUGGUCCAACCAGCUUCAAUGUGAAAAGAAGGUGGGACGAUGAUGUCGUGUUCAAGAAUCAAGCUCGUGGGGAAACGAAGAAAGCUAAGCGCUUCAUCAAUGAUACUAUCAGGAGUGAUUUCCACAGGAAAUUUCUUCACAAGUACAUGAAGUAAUUUGUAUUAAUUAAUCAUGAGAUGACAGCUACUGUUUUCCUAUAUCCUUAACAAUGUCUUGCAAAAGAAUGUCCUUGGUCUUAUGCGUGAUGGUGCAUUUCUGUGAUUUGAUUAUGCGCAAUGUUUGUACCGAAAUGACCGACUUAUGAUUAAUGUAUCAAGGAUUAAACUUCAA
Molecule: messenger RNA, 1057 nt
Organism: Beta vulgaris subsp. vulgaris (sugar beet)
Lineage: Eukaryota; Viridiplantae; Streptophyta; Magnoliopsida; Caryophyllales; Amaranthaceae
Exons: 8
Coding region: 184-882 (232 amino acids)
Biological process (GO): mRNA cis splicing, via spliceosome
Cellular component (GO): catalytic step 2 spliceosome
Molecular function (GO): RNA binding
Source: RefSeq, a predicted model, not a curated record